Messenger RNA from Passer domesticus (house sparrow), 3250 nucleotides. It is a transcript of the gene CORO2A, whose product is annotated as coronin 2A. Lineage: Eukaryota; Metazoa; Chordata; Aves; Passeriformes; Passeridae. The transcript is spliced from 12 exons. Gene Ontology annotation, molecular function: actin filament binding. Bases 162 to 1733 code for a protein of 523 amino acids. The record is from RefSeq and is a predicted model, not a curated record.
AACUUCAGACAACACACUCUCUCCCAACUCAAAAGCAGUGAAGUUGGAAUUACCUUGCAGCCAGGCAAUUGAGUUCAUUUGGAAAGAUAAUAGUCCUGCUGUAAGAAGCAACUGCUACAUACUGCUGCAUCUGGGCAGUGAUUCCUCCCCCCCACCCUGGUAUGUCGUGGCACCCAAAGUACCACAGCUCCAAGUUCCGCCAUGUGUAUGGCAAAGCCGCCAGCAAGGACAAGUGCUACGACUGUGUGCCCAUCACCCACAACGUCAACGACAACCACUUCUGCGCCGUGAACCCCAGCUUCAUCGCGGUGGUGACCGAGUGUGUGGGCGGCGGCGCCUUCCUCGUCAUCCCCAUCAAGCAGACAGGCAAGCUUGACCCACAUUAUCCCAAAGUAUGUGGGCACAAAGGAAAUGUUCUUGACAUCAAGUGGAACCCAUUCAAUGACUUUGUAAUAGCUUCGUGUUCAGAAGAUGCCACAGUUAAAAUCUGGGACAUCCCCAACCAGUUGCUAAAAGGAAACAUUACCACUCCGAAGAAAGAACUAAUUGGGCAUGCUCGAAGAGUCGGUCUGAUUGAAUGGCAUCCCACGGCUGAUAACAUCCUCUUCAGCUCUGGCUAUGACUACAAGAUAAUGAUCUGGAACCUUGGUGUCUCGGCUGCUGUUCUUUCAAAGCCAGUGAAGAUUCUUGAUGCUCACAAAGAUGUGGUCCUCUCCAUGUCAUUCAACACAGAUGGCAGUCUCCUUGCCACUGCUUGCAGGGACAGAAAGAUACGUGUGAUAGACUCUCAUGCUGGAACGGUCCUACAGGAAGGAAACUACAAGUCUCACAGAGCCAGUAAAGUCUCAUUCCUUGGAAACAUGAAAAUGCUAUUUUCUACUGGAACAUCUCGGUGGAAUAAUAGGCAAAUUGCAUUAUGGGAUCAAAAUGACCUUUCUGUGCCUUUACUAGAGGAGGAUCUGGAUGGCUCCUCAGGACUGCUGUUUCCCUUCUAUGACUCUGACACACACAUGCUUUACUUGGUGGGAAAGGGUGACGGAAACAUACGGUACUAUGAGAUAAGCCCUAAGAAGCCAUACCUGAGCUACCUGAUGGAAUAUCAUUCUCACUUACCACAGAAGGGAGUUGGAGUGAUGCCAAAGAGAGGUCUUGAUGUGGCAGCUUGUGAAAUUUUCCGUUUCUACAAACUAAUACCAACUAAAAGCCUGAUUGAGCCCGUCUCCAUGAUUGUGCCUCGACGGUCGGAAUCAUACCAGGCAGAUAUCUACCCUAUGACUGCAGCAGCCCAACCGGCACUGACAGCAGAAGAAUGGCUCACUGGGAUUAACAAAGGGCCUCUCUUGGUAUCUUUGAGACCAAAUUCUGAAGGUGUGAAGUCCCUACCACAGUGUCUUGAGCCGGAGUCCCCCAUAGGAGCCACUGACCUGAGCCAGCAGCAGGAAGCACAAGGAAGGAUGUCACUGGAGGACAAGGAGAUGCCAAGAGAGAUUGAAAGUAGGAGAAAAAGGCAGAAAGUGGAUGAGAGUCUGCCAGAAAAUGAGCAAAUAUCCCUCUUCAAUGGCUUUGACAUAUUUGAGCGUCCACCACCAAAAACUGAAAGUGAGCUUUUACAGAUGUAUUACCGGCAACAGGAAGAAAUCCGUCGACUGCGUGAGUUGGUAAUCCAGCGAGAUAUCCAAAUUAAACAGAUGACACUGCAGUUCAGAAACCUCCGCCUGGAUACAGACAAUUAAUGAGGUUGCUGGCCUACAGCUCUUUGUACCCCUGGACACAGCAGGAGUCUCCAUUUCCUGCAGAUAACUCCUAGAUUUUUUACUGGGGAUAAAAUUGAUAUUUCAGGCAGCAUGGACUUCCCUGGCUUGUGGUGGUCACAUUUCCCUAAUCACCAUACAGUUUUUGAUGGACUUGCUGCGCUCCUUCAGGCUCCCAUUGCUUACCUGCUCACCAAUGUCAGAAGCUUGUGUAUUAAUGCUAGUGAGACACUCUGGAAAGUCUUGCUCUUUUGGUCCUGGAGAAGUUACAUGUUAAGCUCUAGGAAUGACCUGUUUUGCUGCCCCUCCCCUGACAGGAGAAUGGGAGGCUGAAGGCAGCUACCAGCUUCUUUUCUUGCCCUGGGGCCCAGCAAUGUGGCUCCUGUGGCUACUGACCCCUUGCUCAGGCAGUCAGCUCUGCUGAGCUCCAGAGGCCCCUCUUAGCUUCAAAGUGAUCCUUAUGCACCCCUCUCACCUCACAGCUUGGCCCUGCCCCCAGGUGGUUCAGGAAAGCUGUGGAUGCCCUGACCUGGUGCUGGGGAUAAAACCAUUCUGGGGGCUGCACUGGGGAUGCCAAGGGCCAGCACUCUUGUGAUGUGAAAAGGAGAGUUGGUGUUGGUUGUCCUACAUUAAAAAGGUCAUGGUGUGGGCUAGUUCUUACCAGAGAAGCUGAAGAGUCUCUCUGUCAUGUGAGUUAGUGGCCUUCUUUCCCUUCUUCUGCCAAAGACCAGCUGCAGUCAGCUGGGGGUUAUCAGAGAUUGAGAACAACAUUUAAAGCUGCAAGGUGUUGACAGUGGGGGAAUUUGCUAAGAGGGCUUAAAAGAAUGAGUGGAGAGUUGGAUCAAAGAACACUGAGAGCAGCCUUGCAAUGCCACUGGCCUUUAACUGCCUCAGCACACUUGGGUCAAACUCAUCUGGUUCCACAAAUGUGUACAAACAGGAUGUUGAAGCAUACCUUAACCUGCUUCUCCCUGUUUUGAUCCUCCCUAAUCUGCCCCAGGCCGCUGCAGGCAUUUCAGCAAUGGUGCUAGAAGUGUUGUGUCAACCACAAUAAGAUCACAGGGCUGUGGCCAGUCAUGAACAGCCCUCCAGGACUGCUGGAGUAUCACUUGUCCUUAAUGCCUGCAGUUGCUGCUUCCCUUCACUCCCAGGUGCCAGCACUUUGUCCCACUCCUGCAGCUGUCUACAGCUGCAGGUUCCCUUUUGCCAGCUGUAUUGUGCAGCCCCCUGCAUCCUCCUGUGGCCACAUUGAUCUGUGCCCUUCUGCACCAGCUCUCUGGCUCAAUGCUGGACCUUACGGAGAUGUCUUAAACCCAGGCAGAGCAAGCAAACACUGUUUAAUCUGUAACUGUGCACCUUUGUUGUGGCACAUAGAAAUCAUGGAAUCAACUAGGUCCAGGGGAUACGUCUAGGACACAUCCUUGUCACCAGAUGUGUUUUACUGGCUGCAUUUUCUUUUGCUUUUUGUUAUUUUCAUAUGAAAUAAAUUAUUUAAAUUA